AUGGUUUCCCCACUCUUCGCUCAAUUACGCAAAGCUUCACUGCGUGAACUUCAUGCAGGGUUACAUAUUGAGGAUCGGGUUACCGCACUUAUCCGGAAGCAAAGGCUUCUUCACUACCCACUGGGCACUGAUAUUGCUGGAGUCUGGCGUGAAUACCAAUAUGAGAGGACGAAGCCACCUGAUCAGCAAUGGAUUCAGGAUGUUUACUUCUUUGAUGAUGAGCGUCAGAAGUUUCUCAUCAUAUGCUGUACAUAUGAACAGGCUAAGCUUUUUCAAACUGCACAGUAUAUUGAAAUGGACCUUGCAUUCAAGAUGGUAGCGGGCAAAACCAAUGUUUUCUCAAUCGUUUCAUGGAAUACAGAAGCAAACAGAACCAAUGUCUAUGCGUAUGUCUUUAUGAAUUUGGAAACAACAGUGGCCUACAAAGUGCUCUUUGAACGACUUUUCCGAACUCUAGGGAACGUUGGGCGUAAGCCAGUUUCGUUUGCAUAUAUGCUUGGUGGAGAAGAUGCAGCUGAGGGCAUCCGGACAGUGACAGUUGAUAUGUGUAAGAAACAGGCGGCAGGGCUUGGAACCUAUCUUGUAGAAACAUUUGGCUCAGGCCUUUCAUGGAAGGAGCACCUCCAGCAUAUCUUGAUCCUGUGUCGUGUUCAUAUUAAGCGCGCAUUUCGGAAAAAGUUUGGAUCCCACCCUGCCACAUCUGUUAUUGACUUAGCCUUUGCAUCAAAGUCAAAGUCUGAGAUUCUGAGAUAUUUCAGUGAGGUUUCAACAACAUGGCCUGAAACGGCGAACUGGUUUAAAAAUAAACAGCAUGAUUGGUUAUUAGCUGGUCUCACUGGUGAAGCUUCCCGAAUUCCGAUUCAGUGGUGGACUAUGGCGUCUCACCAUACUGGGAUUUGUGAGAGUAGUCAUUUUGUUGAUAAUGAGGCGAUUGGCCGGAAGAACUCUUUGCUUGGUGCAAUUCUUAAGACAAAACGCCGUGUUUCCGAGAUGCUUGAAAAAAAUAAGCGCUAUAUUGAUCAAGACACUGAUUCAACAUGGAAAGCGCGAGAUAAUGUUAAUCGCAUUGCGAAAGCAAUGCGACAAACAGAUCGGCGGAAUCGUAAGAGUGCCGAAAAGCGACAGGAACGUCCAAGCCUCCCCUGGAAGCCAACCAACCCAUACGAUACCAUUGAGGUUGAAGCGCCCCUAAUGGGUCCGCCGUCAGCCCCUGCUUCUGAUAUUGAUUCAUUAGUGGAGACAGCUUCUGUUGCUGGGCCAGCAACUAGCUAUACACCAUCGUGCUCUCGUUCCCGCUCACGAUCAAGACAACCAAGACAGUCACUAGCAGCCAAGCGAAUCCAGCAACUAGAGCAGGAGGUUAAGGAUCUUGAAGAGCAGGCAAGGAUACAAGAACGCAUGGAAAAACGGGCUACAUUAAUGGCAAAGCUAGCAAAUAAACAGAUAUAG
This is a messenger RNA of Penicillium argentinense, 1449 nucleotides long. RefSeq lists its product as uncharacterized. The transcript is spliced from 5 exons. NCBI's taxonomy places the organism in Eukaryota, Fungi, Ascomycota, Eurotiomycetes, Eurotiales, Aspergillaceae. The coding region runs from base 1 to 1449 and encodes 482 amino acids. The record is from RefSeq and is a predicted model, not a curated record.